AUGAAUAAGCUUUUCGGUUAUAUACAAAAUUAUGAAGAUGCUUUAUUAAUGGUACAUGCAACACGCUUAGGUUAUAUUACACCAGUAACACAAAGAUUAAGAACUGACGAAAGGGACUCUUUACGGUCAGGAGAUAUAUUUGUUUUUAUCGAAACGGAAAAUGGAAUUAAAAGAUGGACAGAUGGUAAAAUUUGGUCUCCAUCAAAGAUAAAUGGACAAUUUUUAUUGUACAAAGAAGUGCCCAGACAUUUAAGUAAAUCUGCAAUAAAAAAAUGUAGUUUACAAAAAAAUCUCAGUAAAGACCAAAUAGCCAAACUUCAUAAAGAAAUUAGGGAAGAUGAUAAACUUGGAUUUCACAAAAAAACAAUAAGUAUUGUACAUGAGGGUAAAACAUAUCACAUUAUUGGAUAUUACAGACCAAUCUUUUCGAAAGAAGCUUUGAUUAAUAUACCAUUUUUUAAUCAAAUUGAUUUUUCCUUAAGAAAAUAUCCUGGUUUGCUUUCUGAUAAAUUUUUAAGUAAAGAAAUUUCAGAUAAAAAUUUUUUUAAUAAAUUUGACCUACCAAAUAAACCUAAUUCAUCAAUAUUUUCUGAAGCUAAACGUCUUCAACUGGAAAAAAUAGCUUUUUGCGUUUUACAUGAAUGGGUACUCUAUAGAAGUAAGGAAAGCGGACAAAGAAAAGUGAAUGAACACAAAUAG
Molecule: messenger RNA, 699 nt
Organism: Vairimorpha ceranae
Lineage: Eukaryota; Fungi; Microsporidia; Nosematidae
Product: gluconate transport-inducing protein
Exons: 1
Coding region: 1-699 (232 amino acids)
Molecular function (GO): DNA binding
Source: RefSeq, a predicted model, not a curated record